AUGCCGCAGCCACUCCCACAGCUGCUGGAGACGCGACAGGCGAUGGAGAUCAUACCUGGCGUGUUGUACUUCGCCUCAAUAGGCGAGAAGCUGCCCACGAUCGGUGAAGCCGUUGCGUCGAUGGCUCCGUCACGCGCUGGAUCGGCAGCCUCGCAGGGCAUGCCGAAGGAGGAGAACAUUGAGGUGGCCGCCGCCACCGCGGCGUUGGAGGCAUCCAUGCAUGCUGCGCAGACCCGGCGGCAGCACAGGCAGCGGCAGCCCCAGAAGCCACAGCACCCCAAGAAGAUGAAGAUGGACGAUGCGCAAAAAGGUCGUUCAUCGCCACUAACCCUUCGCCGCGCACGAUCCAACGCCGCUCAGGCUCUGCUGCUGCGACGGCGACUGCUGCGGGACAGUGACAAUGACAAGGAUUGCGGCGGCGCUCUCGAGAAUAAUGCAUUCUACUUUUCCGUCAGUGAAAGCCGGGAGUUCCAGUACCGGCCCUUCUUCGCCGACUUUGGCCCGUUGGAUUUGAGCUGUGUGACGCGUCUGUCGCGGCGGUUGGUGGGGCUGCUGGAGCGCUGUGCUGCGUACGCAUGGAGCAGAGACGAAAGCGGCGCGGCGGUGUUCGGCCCGCGGGCGGGCUCCGCUCGCCCCUCCACUGAUUUGACCGCAACACAACGGUCGCACUUCACCGACACCGACGCCGAUGAGGACCCACCGCUCCCGAUUAUCUUCUGCAGCAGCUUGAGCAAUCAUGAACGCGCCAAUGCGGCGUGUUUGCUUGCCUGCUUCUGCGUCUCCACGCUGCGUUGGUCGGCGUCGGCGACUUGGCGUGUAUUCCAGCAGGCGUACCCACCCAUCAUUCCCUUCAGGGAUGCGAGUUACGGUGUGUCGACGUUCCCACUGGCACUUCUGGACGUUAUUUCGGGUCUUGAGAAGGCUAUUGCACUGGGCUGGUACAAUGUGCUUACAUUCAACCUCAACGAGUACGACAGGCUGCGGCGUCAAGACUGCAGUUGGGUUGUGCCGGGCGUAUUUCUCGCCUUUUCGUCCCCAAAGAGCGGCAGGCCUGAGCGGUGUGUCGAGCUCUACGCGAAGCUCUUUCAGGAGCUGCGGGUUUCGCACGUGGUGCGGCUGAACGAGCCGCUUUAUAAGCGUGAAACGUUUCUUGCCAACGGCAUUCAGCAUAUUGAGAUGGAGUUCCCCGACGGCAGCGCGCCGAAUGAUGACGUCGUCGCCCGCUUCCUUCGGGCCGUUGAGCCCAUACUGCCGUCACCACCACCGCCGCCGUGGCAGAAGAAUAAGAGGCCGCAGCAGCAGCUAAGCUAUCCAUCGAGGAAGAAGGCCAAAACUGGGGGCGGUGGUGGCGCGGUUUCAGUUCACUGUCAUGCUGGGCUGGGGCGAACCGGUACGCUGAUAUGCGUGUACAUUAUGCAGCACUAUGGCUUAACUGCGCGAGAAAGCAUUGGAUGGAUUCGUCUGUGCCGCCCUGGGAGUGUAAUGGGCGUGCAGCAGGUUUUCCUGGAGCGGUUUGAGCGGCGGCUUUCGCGGCCCACUAAGGAGUCUGAUAUUCUCCUCGCUGAAUACCACGCGAGUGUCAUUGGGUCUGGUGUCGUUGAUGAAAUCAGCAACUACACCUACCAGAUCCACGGCUUCCGGCCUGUGUCGGCGUCUGCAAUGUCGGCAUCAGCCACUUCUUCCUUGACCUUAUCAUCAUCAUCAUCAUCACCGGCAACAGCAAUACCAGCAGCAGCAGCAGCACCGGUAACAGCGGCGUCGUCAUCGUUGGGCCGGUCGGCCGCCGAUAAGGUGGUGACUAGAAACGCAGAGCAGCGACUAGCCAUGGCGGAGAUGGAGGCGUUGCUGUAUGACGCCUCGUACGUCCCGCAGCGCUCCACCGUACAGUCGCUCAAAUACCCAUCCUCUUACUUUCUCGCGUUGGAGAAGGUAAACCCCUCGCGCAACGCCUUUGCCCUGCAGAAUCGCUUUGCCACACGUCGCCUGUGUGCGCGGCAAAGCGAGGCGGAUUACUCCAUGACAGUGGCGCAGCGAGUCAGUUCAGCACAGCCGGUAAAGGACGCACGGAUGCUGGCCACUGCACUGGCAGCAGCAGCAGCAGCAACAACAACGACGGCGACAGCUAGCAGCACACCGGACCCUGUAGUGCAGUCAAGUGGGGACGGCGACACAGCCAAUCGUCCUUUAGAUGAUCAUGGCGAUGAUGAUGUUGACGAUAAAGAGAGGCCCAACGUUUCGGCGGGCACGCCACCAACGCCGCAGUCGUCGAUAGUGUGGCGCACGCCCAACACAAUCGCCAGCAUCACGCCACCGCGCGUGCAAGCCCUUGUACGUCAGUCGCGAAAGCAAAAGGGGGUGCACCUUGACCUGCUGGAUGUGGUCGCUAACGACAACAGCUCCAGCUGCCACAGCCUGAGUCAGCUGAGUAGCUUUUACGGGUGCUUGAAUCCGCCAACGAUUGGACCGAGCGGUGAGGACCUGGCGGCGAUCAACGCUGUUGCGCGACGGUUGCCUAUCCCGCGUCUCCCGGUACAGGCACGAAGCACUGCGCCACACACAAUGGGGCUUCCACCCAACCCACUGCAGCGGCCCGCGAAGUUGUGCGUAACUUCGCUGGUGAAACAGGCUGCGGUAGCGGAUCCAGGAUGGGGGGCGCUGGCGGUGCGGCUUGAGCCGUAG
This is a messenger RNA of Trypanosoma grayi, 2679 nucleotides long. RefSeq names its product tyrosine phosphatase. Bases 1 to 2679 code for a protein of 892 amino acids. Gene Ontology annotation, biological process: protein dephosphorylation; regulation of exit from mitosis; positive regulation of cytokinesis. The transcript has a single exon. Gene Ontology annotation, molecular function: protein tyrosine/serine/threonine phosphatase activity. The record is from RefSeq and is a predicted model, not a curated record. Lineage: Eukaryota; Euglenozoa; Kinetoplastea; Trypanosomatida; Trypanosomatidae.